Messenger RNA from Drosophila serrata, 675 nucleotides. Its product is annotated as V-type proton ATPase 16 kDa proteolipid subunit c pseudogene. Lineage: Eukaryota; Metazoa; Arthropoda; Insecta; Diptera; Drosophilidae. The record is from RefSeq and is a predicted model, not a curated record.
AAAGACGGCUUUGAUUUUGUAGUAAAUCUAUGCUUACUCAGCUUGCAACAAAUAAAUCUCUGUGAGAAGGUUAAAAAUCUGUACAGAUUAAGAAUCGAUAAGUGGACCAGUCGCAGUUCUUUUAAGAUCACAUAAUUGUAAGAAGAAUUCACAGCCAAAAUGUCGCAUAAAGUUGAGGAUAAAGAUAGACCUUCCUAUGCUUAUUUCUUUGGAUCCAUGGGAGCAGCAUCGGCAAUUGUCUUUUCAUCCUUGGGAGCUGCCUAUGGAACAGCCAAAUCAGGAACCGGAAUAGCAGCCAUGGCAGUGAUGCGACCGGAACUGAUCAUGAAGUCCAUUAUACCCGUGGUGAUGGCGGGUAUUAUAGCAAUUUACGGACUUGUUGUAUCCGUAUUGAUUGCCGGAGCACUGGCGGAUAAUUAUACUAUACGUAAAGGAUAUAUCCAUCUGGCCGCAGGACUGGCUGUGGGUCUAUCUGGACUGGCAGCGGGUUUUGCCAUUGGCAUUGUGGGUGAUGCCGGGGUGAGGGGCACUGCCCAGCAGCCACGCCUCUUUGUGGGCAUGAUUCUGAUCCUCAUCUUUGCCGAAGUCCUGGGUCUUUAUGGCCUCAUUGUGGCCAUUUAUCUGUAUACCAAGUGAAUAGGGGAAUAAAGAAUGUCUAAACUCUGCCCAAAAUAA